Molecule: messenger RNA, 3081 nt
Organism: Pecten maximus
Lineage: Eukaryota; Metazoa; Mollusca; Bivalvia; Pectinida; Pectinidae
Product: U-scoloptoxin(05)-Sm1a-like
Exons: 3
Coding region: 113-538 (141 amino acids)
Biological process (GO): sleep; positive regulation of voltage-gated potassium channel activity; regulation of synaptic transmission, cholinergic
Source: RefSeq, a predicted model, not a curated record
GCUACGAUCGAUUUCUCAGGUGUGAAUAAUACAGGAAGUGAAGCCAUUUUUCAAACUGAUAUAACUGUAUACGAAAACAUUGGCCAGAGUGACGAAGUCCCGAGCUAAGGAAAUGCCGAACUUGUACCUCUUGUGUGCGACUGUUGUCGUACUGUUGUCAGUAUUUGAAUCAGCUGAGGGUCUGAACUGCUUCCAGUGUAACUCUACAUUAGAUCACAACUGCCAGGAGAAUUUCGACCAUGAUUUCAGCAUCAACCCUCUGUCCUCACAGUACUGUACUGUAUGGAACUCUCGCUUCUGCAUCAAAAUCACUGGACUCUGGGGAGGUGUAGUCGGGACUCAUCGAUUCUGUAGCUCUCGUGACCUUGGUGACCAAUGUCAAGAUAUUUUCUACCCUGAUCACGAUCGUAUGUACCGAGCCUGUGUGUACACAUGUACUUCUGAUGACUGCAAUGAGGCAAGCUCGCUGUGGACAAAAUGGACACUUGUUACCUCCCUUGUGCUGGCUUUCUUUUCCUAUAAAAUUGGUGUGUUAUGAUUUUUUGUGGUGAAACAUCAUUGUACUUGGGACAGAUCUCCUUUAACUAUGCAAUUUCUGGGUCACACACCAGAAAUCUAGGAGUGCUUUAUGUAACCUAGAAAAGUCUAUAUUUCUAUACACUGUAAUUGAGGAAAUAUGAGGCAUUUGGAUAAAUACAUAAUCUACAAUGUUUAGCAGGAUUGUGUCGUAAAGAGAAGUCGUGUUCAUAUUUUAUGACAAAUAUUUUGAGGAAAUAAACCUCUUUUAUUCAUAGCAUGUUACAUCUGAAUGAGUAAUGUCAGUGUUAGAUGUGAAGUCUAAGGCGAGUUUGAAAUGUUUAACUCACAAAAUACGAUCGUAGUAUUAAUAACGAGUAAGAACUCUGUCUUGGUUUAUGAUGGGUUUAUCAGUUUUUAUAGCUGUCCAUAUGUAGACUAUAUUACAUGCAUAUUAGAAAUUCAAGGAUUACAUUACAAUCAUUGUCAUUUACUAAAUCUGAAAUGCUGCAGAUCAGAUGUUAUAUCAUAAUGAUUAUUACUUAAACAGCAGCUUUUUUAUUAUUAUUAUAAAAUGUUACAAAUUGUAAUGACUCGAUUUGGAGAUAAGUUCAGUGAAAAUUUGGGACCAUCUUUUUUUCCAACUUGGUAUGUGACAACUUGAUUUAGUAAUUAGUGAUUGAACAGUGUUGAACUGCAACAUCUUACAUUUCCAUGCUAUGUGCUGCAUGAAUUGAAUGUGAUUGUAAGCUACAAUAGUUCCAACAGGAAAUGCAAUUUUAAAGAGAGUUUGUGCUUUUGUUUUGACAAAAAUGUAUGCUCCACUAAGAAUAACUUUCGAACAAUUCCCUGAAUCCCCCCCCCCCCCCCCCCCCCCCCCCCCCCCCCCCCUCAAACAACAAUACAACCAUAAUGUGUACUGUAUACUUAGAAUAUGGAACCAGUUGUAUUACAGGAAGUUGUCACAUAUUUUUAAAUCGGAUUUAAUGAUAUUUAUUGUAGUCUCCUAAAAUUCCACACUUCUAUUUACCAGGAACAUGUUAAGCCAGAUAUUAUAAUAAUUCUUAAGUGUCUACAAGCCACAACUUAGCUAGGUCCAACUACAUGUAUAUAUCAAAACUUAUUUCUUGUCAAGAGAUGUCAUUUCUUUAUGAAAACCUGGUUACAGAGUUUGUUUAAGAGGUCUUACUUAUGUAAUUGUUUUUUUCAUAGUCAUUCCUUUUCCAGAUUCAAAUUCACAUACAAUCAUUAUCAUCUAAGUGUGUAUUAUCUUCACAUCAGAUAGCCUUCCUAGGGAACACAUUGGGGUAGAAUACACCUUCAUUUAUCAGUUCCAUUCUUUAAAUAUCUGUAUACAUGUAAAUAUGUAAAUCUUUAUUUCUCACAAUUAAGAUUAUCAAAAAAGCUUCAAAUUCCCUCCAUGGAAUUAAUCAAAUCCAUAAAUCCUUAAUUUUAAUGUAUUUACAUUUUUUAACAAAACUAGGCAAUUCAUAAUACUGUAUAUAACCAUGAGUUUGUAAGAAGGGUGUAAAUAUGAUGACUUUGUACAUAAUCAGCAAAGAGAACUUUGUAGUAUCCCUAUUGUAAAAUAUGUAAAUGUGCCACAUAUACUAAUAUGAAGCAGAGAUUUUUAUCACUGGUUUGGGAUGUGCCAUUUUGCCUAAUUUUGGGAAGAAAAUUUGUAAAUUAAGUAAUUUAAUAGUUUGCAAAUUUUUGGAUUUGGUUUAAAUAUGAAAUAAUUUCAAUUGAGAAUGGGGUCCAUUUUCAACCCCCAAAGAACCCUCAGAAAAAGCUUUGAAAUGAUAGAACAUUGUAAUGGUCAUCAAUUAUCCUGUCCAUUACAUACAGAAAAUACAUAAGUAUGCAUUCGAUCAGAUUCUCUAUGUUUGGCAAUUAUCAAACUACCUGGUAUUUAGUUAUAUAUAACUGUUAUUAAAUGUCCCUAAACUGUCACCUGCUGGUCCCUAACCGGAGUCACAGAGCCUGUCAGUUUCAGUAGACUAACAUAGAAACCCACUACUGCUAUGUUGUAUUAAUAUGUCCAAAUCAUGCUUUAGUGCUUGUUAUCUAUGAAUACUUUGAUCCAGCAAUUCAACUUUUCAAUGAUCUUUUAGUAAUAACUUUACAAGAUCACAUGGAAAGGGCUGUUAAUGAAUCUGAAUUACUGACCUAGAUUUUGGAAUUACAAAUGUAGCUCUUUAAAAGUUGACAAAUGUAAAUAUGAUUGGUUUAUUUAAAACAGUAUUUUAUUACCAAAAAUAUUUACAAUACAUUGGUCAAUAUAUAACAACAGUUAAAUACAGGGAUUUGGCAGCAAGAGUGCUCUCUUAUUUUAAGCCAUCUCCCUACAGUAAAUGAAUUGCAAAUGUGUCCUACAAAUUAAUUAUGAUUGCAAUAAUAGAUUUAUUGUUAAAUUUUUGUACAUAUUUAUAAUCAUUUUUGUACAUAUUUCAAAUCAGAAAUCACAUAGAAAACUGACAAAUGUUAACCAUUGCCAUUCAACAUUUUAUAUUCUUUAUACAAAUUGUACAGAAUAUUUUCAAUAAACAAAUGGAAUUUAUCUUU